Penicillium paradoxum is the source of this 759-nucleotide messenger RNA. RefSeq lists its product as uncharacterized. Bases 1 to 759 code for a protein of 252 amino acids. The transcript has a single exon. The record is from RefSeq and is a predicted model, not a curated record. NCBI's taxonomy places the organism in Eukaryota, Fungi, Ascomycota, Eurotiomycetes, Eurotiales, Aspergillaceae.
AUGCCCCCUAGACGUCGUCCCAAGAUAUCUCUCUGGGCCCGUUUCCGAACAUGGCUACGCUUUGCAGAAUCACCUCUCCGAAUACGCAGUAGUCUCACACGCCUCAGCCACUACCAUAAACACCCCCUCCUCACACUGCUGCGCAUGUUCAUCCCCUAUCCAUCCUGGUUCUUCCCUGUUCCAGAGCAACUUCCUCUCCGCACCCUCAUCGAAGACACAAAGAACGAGACAGAUAUAAUCACAUCCCACUUUAAGGACAUGCCGAAUCUCCGCGCAAUCCCUAUCUGGCGUAUGCGCGACACGCCCCUGCGCUCAGUCUACCGACUUUAUGAAAUUCACCUCGCGGACCACUACGCGCUGAUGGGAUGGGAGACUGAAUAUUUCUUUUUCCAGCCAGGCUGGACACUCAAAGAUAUACCGGAUCCGAAGGAUCCUGAUCCACUUCGUUAUGCGAUUAUCGCUUCCAUUGUGGAGGAAUUACAUGCGGCAGUGAACUGGAGACUGGGUCUCGGUCUGCGGAGGAAUCGAGAGCAUGUGUAUCGAGAAGAAGAUGGAGACCCGUGGCCGCCGUUUACUCCGGAGGAACUUCCGAGCUGGGCGAAGGCCGUUGCUCCUAUUGAUAAAGAUUUGCUUGGGAGAUCGGUACCACCGGAAUCGCUAGACGGGGAGGGGAAUUUGGUGCUUGAAGCUAAUGGUAAAGCUCUGAAUUUUGCGAGACGGAAUAUACUCACGAAUACGGGCUGGUUUUAUACUAUCUAG